GAUUGUUUAAAAAAGGUUAAAAAUCCUUUAAGAAGAUGAUAAAAUGCUUAUUAAUAAUGGAAUUGUGGUAGAAAGUCUUGGAAAUGAAGGAUCAAAUGAAUAUAAAGGAUAUUCAGAGAAAGAACAAAUUAUUUUAGCAGAAUUUGAGCGACGACAGAAGAUAAAGAGUAUUUAUAUACCUACAGAUGAUGGGAAAGUACGAGCCAAGCUUCGUGAGCUUGGUAAACCUAUUACACUUUUUGGAGAGGGACCAGCAGACCGUAGAGAUAGAUUAAGAGAGUUAUUAAGUAAUUUUGAUGGGACGGUAACAUUUUCAGAAAAAGAAACAGAAGAAGAAAUUGAAGAAGAGUUUUAUACGAGUGGAACAGAAGAGCUUCUAAUAUGUAGAAGAAGGAUUGCAGAAUAUUCGUUAAACAGAGCACGAACAAGAAUAGCACGACAAAAGCUUGAAUCUCGUAUUCCUUUGAUGAAAAUUAUUAAUCAUAGAAAGGCGAUAAAUAAGGAAUUGAAGACAUAUAUUUCAUUGGGAUCUCAAAUAUGUUCAGAUAGACCAGUUGGAGUAGCUAGAUUUUCGCCAAAUUCGCAGUAUAUUGCAUCAGGAUCAUGGUCAGGAACAUGUAAACUUUAUUCAGUUCCUGAUCUAGAAGAAAAACAUAAAUUUCGUUAUCAUGCAGAUAAAAUUGGAGGUAUAUCAUGGAGUCCUGAGGCUACUAUUGGAGGUGUUUCAGAAGAAGCAGUAAAUUUAAUUACAGGAGGGAGUGAAGGUGAUAUUUGUUUAUGGAAUUUAAAAAGUGAAACCCCGAUAUCUGUUCUAAAGGGUCAUGAAAAUAGAGUUUGUAGAGUGGAAUUUCAUCCAUCAGAAAAGUAUAUUGGAAGUGCAUCGUUUGAUGGUACAUGGCGUUUAUGGGAUGUAGCAACGACUACAGAACUUCUACGGCAAGAAGGGCAUUCUAGAGAGGUUUACGCUAUUUCUUUUCAAAACGAUGGAGCAUUAGUAUGUUCUGGGGGACUUGAUGCUGUUGGAAGGGUAUGGGAUUUACGAACAGGUCGUACAAUUAUGAAUUUAGAUGGACAUAUUAAACCUAUUCAAUCCCUUGAUUUCUCACCCAAUGGUUACCAAAUUGCAUCAGGUUCAGCAGAUGAUACAAUUAAAAUUUGGGAUGUUCGAAAAAUAAAAUGUAUAUCUACAAUUCCUGCACAUAAAAAUUUGGUUUCUGAUGUUAGAUUUUUUAAAACUGCACGAGAAGAAGUAUUAAUUCAAAGUAAAGAAUUAAUUCCAACAACCUCCGGAAUUUAUCUUGUUUCAAGUGGCUAUGAUGGAAGAGUAAAUAUAUGGAGUUCUGAUGAUUGGGUUUUAAUAAAAAGCUUAAUUGGUCAUUCGGAUAAAGUAAUGAGUGUAGAUAUUUCAAAAGAUAAUCAUUGGAUCGUUUCUGCAGGUUGGGAUCGUACAAUAAAAUUAUGGGGAAGUGAAACUUCAUAGAGUUAUUAUCUGGGAAAAUUCGGAACAUAAUAUAUAUCUUACAU
Messenger RNA from Pneumocystis carinii B80, 1524 nucleotides. RefSeq lists its product as hypothetical. Gene Ontology annotation, molecular function: protein binding; U6 snRNA binding; U4 snRNA binding. Bases 44 to 1480 code for a protein of 478 amino acids. Gene Ontology annotation, cellular component: U4/U6 x U5 tri-snRNP complex. The record is from RefSeq and is a predicted model, not a curated record. NCBI's taxonomy places the organism in Eukaryota, Fungi, Ascomycota, Pneumocystomycetes, Pneumocystales, Pneumocystaceae. The transcript has 7 exons. Gene Ontology annotation, biological process: mRNA splicing, via spliceosome.